Messenger RNA from Aspergillus tubingensis, 1902 nucleotides. Its product is annotated as serine/threonine-protein kinase. Gene Ontology annotation, biological process: mitotic DNA damage checkpoint signaling; protein phosphorylation. The record is from RefSeq and is a predicted model, not a curated record. The transcript is spliced from 4 exons. NCBI's taxonomy places the organism in Eukaryota, Fungi, Ascomycota, Eurotiomycetes, Eurotiales, Aspergillaceae. The coding region runs from base 1 to 1902 and encodes 633 amino acids. Gene Ontology annotation, molecular function: ATP binding; protein serine/threonine kinase activity. Gene Ontology annotation, cellular component: nucleus.
AUGAGUACCAUACAAAGUCUCAAGAAUUUCAUACGUCAUGGCAAACAAGCCCGCCUGGUGACGCCGCAUGCCGAACCCACCACCAAUGUCUCUCCCAUUCAUGCCGAACAACAACGUCAACCCCAGGGCUCCUACCCUCCCGCUGCUGGCAACCUGGAUGCCAUUGACAGCAGAAUGGGCAACGGCCAGGCUCAGCCGUCCCAGAAGAAUUCCGACCAGACCCGCCGCGCGCGCGAGGCCGAACUCGAGCAGAUUAUCGCAGAGGAAAAGAGCAGUCGCAACAAAAUGCCCCGAUACCCCGGCCUCGAACGUUAUACCCUCGUCGAGAAGAUGGGCGAUGGCGCUUUCAGUAACGUCUAUCGCGCCAGGGAUAGCACCGGCGAAUAUGGCGACGUGGCCAUCAAAGUCGUCCGGAAGUUUGAAAUGAAUAGUAAUCAGUCAUCCGCCCAUCUACAUCCCGGGUUGAAGAAGAAACCCAAAGCUACAGAGCGUGCCAAUAUCCUGAAAGAAGUCCAGAUUAUGCGCCAGCUAGAUCACCCGAAUAUCGUCAAACUGGUCCAGUUUUCCGAGUCGCGCCAAUAUUACUACAUCGUGCUGGAACUCUGCCCUGGUGGCGAGUUGUUCCAUCAGAUCGUGCGAUUGACCUACUUCAGCGAAGACCUUAGUCGCCACGUCAUUCUUCAAGUUGCCAAGGCCAUUGAGUAUCUUCAUGAGACAUCCGGUGUCGUGCAUCGUGACAUUAAACCCGAAAAUCUUCUCUUCUACCCCAUCGACUUCAUCCCGAGCAAAAACCCCAAACCUCGUCAACCUGGGGACGAGGACAAGGUCGAUGAAGGCGAAUUCAUUCCCGGAAAAGGCGCCGGCGGCAUUGGUGUGAUUAAGAUCGCCGAUUUUGGUCUGUCCAAGGUCAUCUGGGACAGCCAAACUAUGACGCCCUGUGGAACUGUCGGCUACACCGCGCCCGAGAUUGUCAAGGAUGAGAGAUACUCGAAGAGUGUUGAUAUGUGGGCUCUGGGCUGCGUUCUCUACACCCUCCUCUGUGGCUUCCCGCCUUUCUAUGACGAGAGCAUCCAAGUUCUCACCGAGAAGGUCGCGCGUGGCCAAUAUACUUUCUUGUCGCCGUGGUGGGACGAUAUCUCCAAGUCGGCGCAGGAUUUGAUCUCCCAUCUGUUGACGGUCGACCCGGAGAAGCGGUACACGAUCAAGCAAUUUUUGGAGCAUCCGUGGAUUCGUCAGACCGACGAAGCAACCGAAGCAGCUGCAGAUGCUCCGCCUCUGGCAACCCCGCUAACCACCCGCAAGACACAACAACUGGACGCCUUCGCGGCCGAUCAAGCGCCCUAUGCCCCGGCCAGCGCCCGUCUCUUGGACCCAGCUUCUGCCGGCCUCGAGCGUCCCAUGGACUUCCGCUCUCCUGGUGCGAUCAACUUGCGCGAGGUCUUCGACGUGGGUUAUGCCGUUCACCGGCAGGAAGAAGAAGGCAAGCGGCGCAAGAACUUCCGCCAAGGGUAUCGUGGUGCGAACCCGUCUACAGCAUUCCAGUCUGCGCUUAAUCCGUUGAACGAAGACUACGACGAGGCUGAAGAGAUCACCUACCAACCUCUUCCUCGGGAAGAUUUCCCUCCGGCUAAGAUUCCCAAAGCCUCCCAGCAAGCCAGUGACGUAGCGGCCAUGGAGGCAAAACUUCGAUCGACGAACCUGGGCGCGCCCAGCCACGCCGCGCAAGCGCGCCAAGCGCACCAGCCCCGACAGCAGCAAGGAUACGGCCAGCACAGCGCCAAGGUGGCAGCCGCUGCGAAGCAGAGCAUUGCGCGGGGUGCGCGGGAGCCCUUCGAGCUGAGUCUCGACAACGCCACCUUAUUAGAAAAGAGAGGUCGACGACAACAGGGCCAGGUUGCUUAA